GAUAGAUCAUUAAAUUCUAACCUCAUUCAAAAUAAAAAAUUGUGGAUUAAUAAUUUUAAUAGCUAUAUUUUGAUUUGAACAUGUUGCGAGUGCUAUAUUCUCAAAUAAGAAAAAAAAAUCUGCUCAAGAUUCAGUCAGCCUUUUUUUCUGAUGAUUCCGUAAAUCAGACACCCGCGAUCGAAAAAUCUCCUGCGCCACUUGGCUUUGCGAAAUCUUAUGAGAAAUUCGAAGAAAUUACCAAAGUUCAACCUGAGACACCGGAGACAUUUGAAACUUUGUUAAGGAAUUCAAAGUUCAUUGAUUUAGGGGAUCCUUCCAAUAAAAUAGUAAUUGGAAAAAUAUUUCAUGUUGUAGAAGAUGAUUUGUACAUAGAUUUUGGGUGGAAAUUCCAUUGUGUUUGCCCUAGACCCAAAAAAAGUUCUAAUGAAUAUGUGAGAGGAGCUAGAGUAAGACUUCAAAUCAAGGAUCUGGAAUUAUCUUCAAAAUUCUUGGGCUAUGAAAAAGAUUUAACACUAUUAGAGGCCAAUUGUUUCUUAUUGGGCUUAGUGCAAGAUAGGUCCAAAAAAGUAUAGAGAUAUUUCAAAUAGAUUUUAUACACAUAAAAUAAUAGGUACUAGUUAUACAAGUAUUAUAAGAACAAAAAUAACUGAUAGAUUCUUCUGAUACCUUAAUUAUAUAAUAAUUCAUAAAUAAUAAAUUGUAUAUUAAUAAA
Molecule: messenger RNA, 712 nt
Organism: Harmonia axyridis
Lineage: Eukaryota; Metazoa; Arthropoda; Insecta; Coleoptera; Coccinellidae
Gene: mRpS28
Product: 28S ribosomal protein S28, mitochondrial
Exons: 3
Coding region: 81-572 (163 amino acids)
Cellular component (GO): mitochondrial small ribosomal subunit
Source: RefSeq, a predicted model, not a curated record